This is a messenger RNA of Populus nigra (black poplar), 2178 nucleotides long. RefSeq lists its product as uncharacterized. The record is from RefSeq and is a predicted model, not a curated record. Gene Ontology annotation, molecular function: protein dimerization activity. Bases 1 to 2178 code for a protein of 725 amino acids. Lineage: Eukaryota; Viridiplantae; Streptophyta; Magnoliopsida; Malpighiales; Salicaceae. The transcript has a single exon.
AUGGGUCCAUAUCAACCUAAGUUAGCAGAGUAUCCAAGGACUGAAUCAGGGAGACAGUAUCGUCGAUUUCAGUACACUUGGUUUGAUCAAUUUCCUUGGCUAGAGUACUCUCCAUCAAAGGAUGCAGUAUUUUGUUUUCCAUGCUUUAUCUUUGAAAACAAAGUGCCUCGUCAUCUCACAUUCACCACCGAAGGCUUUAGAAGUUGGAAGAGGGUUAAUGAUGGGGUUAGAUGUGCACUUUUGAUGCAUGUGGGAAGUCCCACUUCACCACAUAAUAAUGCUGUGAAAUCUGCUGAAGAUUUAAUGAAAGUAAGUAGACAUAUUGAUAAAGUGUUGAAUGCACAAACUGUUGAAGAAGUUCAGAAAAAUCGGUUGAGACUUAUGACAACAAUUGAAAGUGUUCGAUGGCUUAGCUUACAAGCAUGUGCAUUUAGAGGCCAUGAUGAAUCUUCGACUUCUAAUAAUCGAGGUAAUUUUUUGGAGAUGAUAAGACUUAUGGGGAGACUGAAUGUUGACAUUGAUGAUGUUGUCUUAGAAAAAGCUCCGAAAAAUGCAAAGUAUACCUCGCCGACUAUUCAAAAAGAGAUUUUGCAUAUUCUUGCGAACAAAGUGAGGAAAAAGAUUUGUGAAGAAGUUAGAGAUGCAAAGUUUUGUAUUUUGGUUGACGAAGCCAAAGAUGCAUCAAAUAAAGAACAAAUGGCUAUUGUUUUGAGAUUUGUUGACAUUCAGGGUUUUGUACGAGAGCGUUUUUUUAGUAUUGUGCAUGUUUCAGAUACUACUUCUUCAACACUUAAAAAACAAAUUUGUGAUGUGCUCGCUCGAUAUAACUUGCAUAUUUUUAAUAUGCGAGGUCAAGGGUAUGAUGGUGCUAGCAAUAUGCGUGGCGCAUGGAAUGGACUACAAGCUCUAUUUCUCAGAGAUUGUCCUUAUGCAUAUUAUGUACAUUGUUUUGCUCACCGAUUACAACUGGCAUUAGUUGCAGCAGCUGGAAAUGAGAUUUCUAUUUGGUUAUUUUUCUCAAAAUUGACAACCAUUAUCAACCUUAUUUGUGCUUCUCCAAAACGUCAUACCGAGUUACAUUAUGCUCAGGCUAUAGAAAUUGCACAUAUGGUAGCUACUGGAGAACGUGAGACUGGUAGAAGGGCUAAUCAAAUUGGUAAUUUACAUCGAAGUGGAACUACUCGCUGGAGCUCUCAUUUUGAUUCUAUUUGCAGCUUAAUAGAUAUGUAUGGUGUAACUAUUACUGUGCUUGAAAGUAUGGUUCAAGAAGGAUCUUCUAAUUCUAUACGUGGAGAAGCUGGUGGUUGUUUGAUUGUGAUGAAAUCUUUUGAAUUUAUAUUCAUCUUAUAUUUGAUGCAUAAAAUAAUGGGGAUUACUGAUUUACUUUGUCGAGCUUUGCAGCAAAAAUCUCUUGAUAUCUUAAAUGCAAUGGAUCUUGUAUCAACUACUAAAGCAUUGCUUCAAACUUUGAGAGAUGCCGGAUUUGAUCUUCUCCUUGCAAAUGUGCAAUUUGUUUGCACAAAAUAUGAGAUUGACAUACCACAUAUGAAUGCUUCGUACAAAAAGGCUACAGGUCGUUCAUGUCAACAACAAGGUUCAGUGACAGUUUACCAGCAUUAUCAUUAUGAUGUAUUUAACUCAACAAUAGAUUUUCAGUUGGAAGAAUUAAAUUCUAGAUUCAGUGAUGAGACAGUGGAACUCCUUGUACUUAGCUCUGCUUUAGAACCUAAAGACAACUUUAAAUCAUUUAAAGUUGAUGCUAUUUACAAGCUUGCUGAGAAAUUUUAUCCUGAAGAUUUCAAUGAACAAGAGAUGUAUUAUUUGAGAUCUCAGCUAGAGCAUUAUCAGAUUGAUGUGAUUCAUCAUGAGAGCUUUCAGAAUAUGUCUACAAUUUCUGAAUUAUGUCGAGGAUUAGCUGAAACAAAUAAGUCGCAGCACUAUCAUUUGAUUGACAGGUUGAUUCGUCUUGUUUUGACUUUGCCUGUUUCCACUGCCACUACAGAGCGGGCAUUUUCAGCUAUGAAACAUGUUAAAACCGUGCUUCGCAAUAAAAUGAAAGAGGAGUUCUUAGCAGAUUCUAUGAUGAUUUACAUUGAACGAGAGCUUGUUGAAGAUAUUGAUUCGGAUUCGAUCAUAGAUGAAUUCUAUUCUAUAAAACAUCGAAGGGUGCAGCUUUGA